This is a messenger RNA of Hermetia illucens (black soldier fly), 15612 nucleotides long. RefSeq lists its product as uncharacterized. The transcript has 8 exons. Gene Ontology annotation, cellular component: nucleus. Lineage: Eukaryota; Metazoa; Arthropoda; Insecta; Diptera; Stratiomyidae. The record is from RefSeq and is a predicted model, not a curated record. Bases 2552 to 5290 code for a protein of 912 amino acids. Gene Ontology annotation, biological process: negative regulation of transcription by RNA polymerase II; positive regulation of transcription by RNA polymerase II; cell fate commitment. Gene Ontology annotation, molecular function: zinc ion binding; DNA-binding transcription factor activity, RNA polymerase II-specific; RNA polymerase II cis-regulatory region sequence-specific DNA binding.
CGAUUACACGAUACACAGCGAUUAUAUGGAUUACGCCAGCGCUUUACUUUUUGGCAUCGUUUUGGCGAACUCUGCCGCUCGUCUGGCGUUCCGCUCGCUGCUCGCUCCCAUCCAUUCCAUUCAGCUUCGACCCGAGUUCAAAUCCCAAUAACAAUUCACAGAAAUUCGAUUCGAAUUUAUCGCUCGCCGACGCGCCGCAACAGUUUGAGUUUGUUAAUUGGGAGGAGUGAGUUUCACGUCCGCCCGCGUGUGAAAUAGACGAGCGAAUAGCACGCAAGCCCGUAGUCCUUAUCAGUUUAUCAAUUAUCUGCUGCUCGGCAGGAUAUUCGCGAUUUAAUUGCUCGGAUCGCAAGUGUUGUUCUGCGGUGAGGAAGGCGCAGCUGGGAGUGGACGCGAGCGGGUCGCCGAGCGAUCCUGUGCAGUGCAAAGUGCCCAUCUGUCAACAAAUUCGGUCUUUGUGUUGGGACAAUUCCUUUUAUGCACGCCGAGCUCGCAUGCGAUAGAACGUGUGAUAACGAGGCCGAUAAAGGCAGCCGAGCGACUCGAAACGGCGACGGCACCAAUACCAAUGCGUGCGCGAGAGGGGCGCAUAAACAAAGUGCGAACAGGAGACGGAGAAGAAUUAGCGCCAGAUGUCCUACGGCGGCGGCAACAAAACAAAAACGAGUGCAUAGAGCCCCCAGCGAUUGCAUAUUGCAUUGCAGCAGCGGCGACGGAGUGGCGAAGGCGCCCGAACUAGUCCGUCAUCUGUGCUCCAAUUGAAUCCAAUUAGAAUCGGACCGACGGCUGCAGUUGCAUUUGUGCAUUAUUUUCCCACAGUUCGGGUCGUCAUCUGAUUGCAGUGGAGCUGCGCGGCGGAGAGCGCCCUUCGGGUGGAAAACUAUUCAUUUCCCAACUGGUGCAAUCAACUGAACACGGCCAGCGCGCCUCGCAUGAAUUUCGUUGAUUUUCGCAAUAGACGGAAGCGGACAUUCCUCCGUGCGGGACUGUGAACUGUCGCAAUUAAUUCUGUUGCACGAUAUAAAUCACAUUAGAUCGUGUUUUGCUGCAGUGCUCGACGGCGGAACGUUGUCGGACGCGCGUCGGUGUGCGAUCUGAGUCGGUCGCGUAGCUUAACCUCAUUUCAGCGUGCACGGCGCGCCUGUGUGAGUGCGUUGUGUCGGCGAAUUUGUAUACACGGAUGCACUGCCAAAGAGGAAUCUGAGGAGCGGAGACGGCGUGAGUCCGCCACCACCAUACAGUGGAGUCCGGCAGUGUUCGGACACGUCCCUACUGCGACCAAAGAAAAAGGAGCUGAAAGGAAAAGCGGCGAAAGACUGACAAAACGAUCGUCGGAUAAGGCAGGAGAGCCGUGAGGCGAGAGCGGUCUGGGACUGACUCGAGAGCGUGAACGCGUCGUAUCAGCAGGGAGGGGAGCAUGUUGAUAAGAGAUCUUCAGGCAACAAGAGUAGCGAAACAAAGCGCAGGGGAAGCAGCGGCAGUGGCAGUCAGUCGCGAUUUACGACGGAACCGAAUGGAGUCGCCGCAUUGUGCCUGUAGAAUGCAAUCGAGGGAAUUUAUCAGUUUCGGCCAAUUCCAAUCAGAAUUCGAGGCGUCCUGAGUGAAGUACGUGUGCGACGGUGAAUAUGAAGUUUUGUUGAAAUUAAUCGCUCGCUUGGAAAUCAGCCAAUUAAUCGCAGAGCGGAGAAGGAUGUAACAUGAAGUAUGUGAUUGUUUGUGAUGGUGUUGGUGGUGUAUUUUUUUUGUCUCGUGUUUCCCGUGUGAGCAUCGUGCACAUGUCGUCGGUGUGUGCGUAAGCAUCCCCAUUUGAUAAUAACUGUCAUUGUACACAUUUUGUGAUUCCGUCCUGGUUUCGUGAUAAUUUUUGGUUGGUGAUUUGUGUGCGGGUGGGCGACAUUGAGUUGGAUUUCGCCCGGACGGAGAUGUGGAGUUUGUGUUCAUUGAUGCGAAGGAAGCGCGACCUGAAGAGUUUCCGAUAGAUUUUUGUAUUGACACGAGAUCCUUGGAGGAACACACACACACGUGCGUAUUGUAACGUAAACAGUCGUCGCCAUACGUAGCGAACAUCUGUCGGGCAGCGCAACGCGUCGAGGCGCCGCCGUUAUCAUAUCCUUGUUUUGUGUGGGAGUAAUGUGCAUUGGAUCCUGUCAUCGCUUGCGUUGUGUCGUCGUUGUGCACCUUGUCGUCCCCGUGUCCUUUGUUUUUGGCCAAGUGUGACGUCUGUUCCUGUGUCUCCUCAUGUCCUUUAUUUCUGUUCUGUGUUUUGUCUGUGUAUGCGUGUAGAAUUGUCAAUUUUCAUUUGUGGGACGUCACGGUGAACGUCAAUGCUGUCACUUAUGUCAUUCGAGUCCUUUCGUUAUCGUUAUCACACCAACAGAUUGUCCUUUCCGAGCAAGAAACCAAAUAGUAUUCUUUAUGCAUACUUUCACAGAGUAUUGUGAGUUGUUCUGUUCCGUUCCCGGGUUGUUUAUACGAUUUUUUGUGUGCAGCUCGUUGUCCUACUUUUGUGUUCCUUCCACAAUUUUGCAAUUGCAAAUCCUCCAUCGGAAAUAUGUGUAAUGUACCGGAAAAAUUCCAUAGAAUCUGUCGUCUGUGCCUGAGUGUGGUGAGCGAGCGGGACCUGAGUAAAUUGUCGAUUUUUGCAUCGCCCUCAGAUUUCGCGGGAGCGGUCCGGGGCGGCGAUGGGCUGGUCAAGGAGCAGCGGCUCCAGCGGGCCCCGCAGCGCAGUGACGAACUACAGAACCGGCCCGUCAUCGUGUCAUCAUCUGGAGCAGCGGCAUUGCAAAAUGCUGAUAGUAAGCGCGGCAUGAACGCAGGUUCGAGUGCUAGCGCCAACGUAAACAUCGGCCGAGGGAGCAGCGGUAGCGGCUCGAAAAGCGCUAACAGUGACGAAUUUAGUUUUGGGAACGCUGCCAGCAACUUGAUUAAGCUGCGGAGAAACCCGGCUCCGGCUUAUCGUUAUUCGCCAGCAGCAGCAGCGACCGGCAGCGAUUACGAAAACGCUGAGGAGGAUGAUGAUUCAUCGCUGCCGUCGUCGGAUAACAUAUCCGGUCGAAUUUAUUCAUGCCUCUCGAUCAAGGUCCUGCCCAAUGAUGGAUUACCCUCAGUUGUGUGUCAAAAUUGUAGGCGGCAAUUGGAUACCUGCCACAGGUUUCACACGAAAGCGAAAGAAGCUCAAAAGACUCUCGAAGGUUUUUUACAGUAUGCCUCAAAAGUGAGUGGGAGUGAUGAGGAAAUCCUGGAGAAAACCGCAAGCACCUUAGAUGACAUACUAUCACCUGCAUCAUCACAUCGAAGAUCUGAACGUAUGGCAGCCGCAGCUCUAACCGAACUUAGCAAUACCACAAAUACACAUAAUUUUAAUAACAAUAAUAAUAGUGCAUAUAAUCGAUGCCCCCAUGAGAUUAAAAAUUUAUAUUGUACCACACAAUCAUCGUCGCCGACACCGCCGCCACCGCCCACAUCAAUAGUUACCUCAAUAUUAAAUAAAUCAUACAUAGAAAAUUUGGAAACAAAUUCUGUAUCUGUGAUCCCAAUUGUUGACAACAAGAGCAAUAGCGUCAAUUUAGUGACGACUAAUAAUAAAAAUGUCGAAAUUGUUGCUGAUAGUAGUAAUAUUGUACAACAGAAAACCUAUAAUCCUGAACAGAUGUUAUCAACAACAACAGUAGAGUUACCUGCCACAACCUGUUCAAUGGAAGCAAGCACCCUAGCCGCAUUGGCAUCCUCGAAACAUUUGACCCAAUUACAACAACGCCUCGAAACCGCUGCCGUCUUAAUGGAUAUUAGUAAGAAAGUGAUUAUCUCGCCGCCCAAUUCGAAUCCACAGUCGCCAAGUGUCACAGCAGUAGCUACCAGUGGUAGCGCAAGCGGUGGAGGCACUGUGAUUACCGCUGAUUCAUCAAGUAUUAAAAAUUCUGUGAUAACCUCUAUUAAACGCUCAACAAGUAAUGAAGAAAUUGAUUUGUCGAUGAAACGUUAUCGAAAGGAAUUGAUAAAAAGCCCUAAUGACAGUGUCACCCCGGAUAUAAACCGUAAUUGUGAACAGCUGACAAUAUCGUCGACUCCUAUAAAGAAGGAGGUCAUUGAUCAUGAUCACGAUGAAAGGGAUGAUGAGAAUAUAAAUGAAGACGAUCGAAUUAGCCAGAACAGUCAUUCAAACGAUGAUAGCAGUGAUUCAGGAAGGUUGCAAAUGGACAUAACAUCACAUGAACAGGAAGAGUAUGCGACAAACACACCUGCCUCCAAAGUGGAUGAAUUAGGACGAGAAACACCUGAUAGUAUGCAGUCCGAUGAUCAUGGAACCGAUCCGGCCACAACACAACUUUGGCAAGCUUUAGCACAUACAACAGUGAAUGGAACAGCUUCGAAUGAAGCCACACAACUUCUGCGACGAAUGUUCAAUUGCCGGAUUGGCUUUUCUCUAACGCCACCAUUUGACCCACAAGGAAGGAAUAUUUUGGAACAACCAAUUGCUUUGUUAAAAAAUGAAAUAAAUUCAUCAGAACGUCAACCCAACAAACCAGUAGGCAGACGAAAACAAUCUUGUCCAAGUAAAAAUGACUUUAUGGAUAAAAAGGAACAACAACAAGCAGUAGAUCAAAGUGGUGGUAACAUAGGGGAUACGCGUGCUGUGUCCAAUGCAUGGCCAAAUUCAUUUCCAGAAGAUAAAUCUAAGCAGGGCAAACAAUCGAGUUCAAAUACGUCACAGAAAGAUAUGUCCUGUACAAAUUGCGGAACACUAACAACAACAAUUUGGCGACGAAAUGUACGAGGUGAAAUGGUAUGCAAUGCCUGCGGUUUAUAUUUCAAGUUACAUGGUGUUAAUCGACCCCAUUCAAUGCGACGGGAUACAAUACAUACACGAAGAAGACGACCAAAAGGUGGCGAUAAAUCUGGUCGUAAAAGACAAAAAUUGGAUGAUCAAAAUGCUGAAGUAGAUAGCAGCGAACAGAGUGAACGAACUAAAUCCGAUUUACAAGCCCUUCAGAAUCACAACUUCUUAAUUGCCUUAGGCGGAGUUAGAGGAUCUUCACCAUUUCAAAUGCCUCCCUAUACACAUUUUCUACGUGCCUCACAAAAUUUUGUUGAAAAUAAUCAACAAACGGAUACUAAUUUGGAAAAUAAUCAAAAAAGCAUCAUGACAACAUCAACAAUAGCACCAAUUGAUGACGACGAUAAUCCGAAUAGUAGUAAUAAUGAUGAAAAUGAAGAAUUAGCAACGUCCAGUGUACCUUUGAAUCUUGUCUCGAAUCAAAUAAGUGCUAGUGAAACAACAUUAUCGCCUUAACCCUACAAACUUUCUUCAAGAAAGAUAAUUUUACGAACUAUUCGGUAGUCAUUCAACGAAUUUCAAUUAAAUUUUGAAAAGGAUAAGACAUUUGACAGUGGAUUUAGAAUAUAGAAAUGAAAAAUCUUACUUCUUUAUCAGUUGUUUUUAUACUAUACAUACCCAUCAGAAGGGCACUAUAGCAAGAGUAAGGAGUGAAAAUUUAAAAGAGAUAAUAAAUUCAACCGGAAAAUUUAAAGCAAUUAACUAUAAUAAUAGCGCCACCUACUUAGUAUUGAAACGAUUUGAUAGAUUUUAAUGCAAACAAAAAGAUCAAAAUUCAGUUGACAUGUUAAUACUUUUAGUACUUAUGUAGAAUCCACUAAAAAAAUUCGUAAUAAUUGGAGAUGUUUUCUAUAAAAUUUUUCAAAGCAAUCUGAAACUUAAAGGGGGGGUCUAUUUGGAUUGAAUCAGAAUGUGUAUUAUUUCGUUUAACUUAUUACUUGAAAAGUUGAACUGUUUUAUCUCUAAUCUGAAUAAUACACUUUCGACUUGAUCGUGUAUUCAGUACAAGAAAUAAACGUAGUUUUUGCAAAGAUUUAUUAAAUAUUCUGUUUCAAAACAAAUGGAUUCCCUGCGGGCGAAAAUAUGUCUUUGAGAUAGUUGAAACAAAAUAAAAUUCUUGCCUAAUUGCAAAAGUGUGAUAAUAGUUACUUGUUUGAAUAAUGCCUAAUUGCUAAAAACUAUCUAAAGAAAUUGUCUAUAGACCAUGCCUAAGUGAAGCCGACUAGAAGUAAAGUAGUGACAUAGAAUUCAUCCAAUUGAUCCAAAUGAAUGAGGAAUCUAGCACCGCAUAGUUUUACUAGAGGGGUUGUGAGAUGGAAAUCUGAAUUGGUACAUGUAAAGAUGCUAAAUGACAACAUAUUACUGCAUCGAAGAUGAAAUGAGGGAAGUACUGGAAAAAUAAACCAGAACACAGAUUACAAAACCAUGCAAAACAAAAUAGAUUUGCACACUAGUUAUUUUUUUAAUCUGAUGACAAAUAUGCGGUAACCACAAUGACAAUUUUAAACAAGCAACAUUUUAGAAUCUCUUUAAUCUUAUUUAGUUACGGAUCCGUCAAGAAAUACUCAAGAUAUUGUUCUAUAUUUUAGUAAGAAAGCAAAGUGAAAAGGUAAAGCUAAUAAAAAUUUUAAAGGAACAAAAAAAAUUCAAUCAAAUAUAAAAUAUAUUUUUUCAAAAGAAAAGAAAUAUAAAUUAAUAAUAUUUUGAAUAGUUUUAAGUGUGAGCGAACAAAUCGAUUAAGACAUUAUUGUAAACUAAGUGUAGUGAUUGCUAAAGAACAAAGUGAUUGUAGAUAUUAUUGCAAAUUUUUCUGCUCGUUGAUAUUUUUCUCUAAAAGAACUACACUACACAUUGCCUUGGGCAGCUCAGUUAUAUAGAACAAAAAAUAAAAGUAAAACGUAACGAAACGUUGAAAGAAAAGCAAAAAUAAAAAUAGAAUGAUGGGAGUGCUUGUGGAAUAAUCCAGAAGUGAAUUGAGUGAUCGAAAUUUCUAUAUUGAUAUUUUUCGAAAGUAUUAUUUUUCUAAAAAAUUUGACUAACUGAAUAAAUUACAAUUCUUUUGCGAUAAUCAUAAUAAAGAAAUAAGCGGAUGAGAUGCAGUCAACUGAGCAGUUUUUCAGUUGAUUAAGAAAUUUUACUGCUAGCUCUCUAAGAACAAGAACAAAAAAGUAAGAGAUAUUGCAAGAAACAUUUUUGAAUUGUAACACAUACUAUGUGGAUCUAACAAAUUCGUAAAACACACAGAAAGAAAGAUGUGUACUUAAUAUAUAUUAUAAUCUAUCUCGAACUUAUAUAUAUAUUUAAUAUAAUGUAUUUAAUUUAUGCAGCUUUUACCGAAACUUCAUUUCUAUCAAUAGAAACACGUAACUCAUUAGAUGUAAUAUAAAAUGAAGGAAAACAAAUACUCAAGUCCAAAUUGUAAUAAUUACAAAACAACAUUAAAAAGUAAACAAAACUAUUCUCAAUGUGUUGCACACAGAAUUAUAUAGUGAAUUGGUGUCGAUUUAAGAUUCUCAUUUACAUUAAUAUGCUUAGGAAAUUUCUUCUCUCUGUAUUAGUUGCACUCGAAAAGUAUUAAUUAUUCUAUGAUAUAAACUACUUGAAUUCUUCUCUCUCUGUGGUAAUUUUUUUUUGUAUAUUCAUAAACUAUUUAAUUUCAUUCACUUUAUAUUUUAUGCUUCUCUUCUAAAAAGCAAGUUUUUUCUACUCUUAGUAUUUUUCAUGACAAUAAUAUUUUUCUUUCAGUAUUUUUUCAUAUAGUUAUUAAUUGUAUGUUCGUUCUCGUAUACAUAUUUAUUUAAAUUGAUUACUAACCAAAGACAGAUUUUCGAAAUAUGAUGGCGGUAGACAGAGGGAAGUUACGAUAUGUAUUGAAAUAGGAACGCUAUUGGUAAGUAAAUGAACAUUUACUCGAUAUCUGAUAGAUUUAUCCAUUUAAGCCUACUUAUUUGCAAGUAAUAUUGAAGGAAAAAAGCUGAGGCUUUAAAGAUCAAAGAUUCAUCUAUUCUAUGUGAUGUUCCCUCAUUUGAAGGUGAAGUGAUUUCAAUAUCCAUAAUGUAGGUCAGAGAUUGUUUUAUCUCAGCAAACUCGUCACCCUCCAAUCCUUAAUUUCAACAAACAUGUUCCCAAAACGUGUUUUUUUUUUUUUCAAAUUCUGAAGCCAAUUUUGAAGGCUAAUCGCACCCUGAAGGAUAGCCGUAUGGGAAAACUUUUUAUACCAUUCGAUGUGGCUUGAAAUGGACUAUCCAAUACCAUGCUUAAAUCAACCCCUCAAUUGUUCUUAAAUUCUCCACUCAAAUCAACUAGCAUCGACUUAAUGGUAUUCCUAUCUAUUUCAAUUGUGGUCCAUGCGUGGCUCAACAUUUUGGUAAAAAUGUACAUUUUCGAUUCCUUAAAUCUAUUCAAUUUAAAUAAUUCAGCUAAGAUCAAACGAAUAUCCUUUUCCAUCUAAUUAUCUUGAAUAGUCAUCUAUUUUGGCUUCUCAGUCUUCGACUUGUCAACUGGAAAAGUUAUAAUUUGAGAAAAUGACCAUAUAGUUAUCCUCAUCCGAAAUUCAUUAAAUUGAAACUUCUUUUUAGCACUGUUAAUGGCCUACUUCUAGUACUGGGGAUUUGGCGUCUGAUACGCAGUGUGAAAAUAAACAAUUUGGUUUUGUAAGCAAAUUUUCUGGUGAAAAUGGUCAUGGCAUUAUUUUAACGUUCGCACGUCCUCAUAGAAGCUCCGCUAAACGUUCGCCACAAUCUGUGAAAAUAUUAUUCAUGACGUCAUCAGUCCCUACGGCAUUUAGCUCACGACGCCCCAUGUCUGUUUGUGGGCCGUUGCGUCAAUGAACAAAUGUGUUGAGUGAAAAUUUUACAUGGUAUUGAGAAAGACGAAAUCAUAGAAAUGAUCGCAUUCACAGGGAAUCUCGACUCGUAAUUUUCGGCUGCAAUUAAAUAAGUUGGCUAGCGACAACAAUUAAGGUCAAUGCCAUUAAACUCAUUGCGCUCGAACUGCUAAUCAAAACGUUUGGAAGUAAAUGGAACCCAUGCAACCGUGGUUGUAACCGACAAGGGGAACACACUUUAUAUGGAAGAUAUUCUUGAUGUCUUCCUACUCCUCUUCGGCGCUAGCUGAAACCGCGCAAUACAAACAGUCCGCAUAUCUUUGGACAGACCCGGUAUAACGUCAUGAAGGGCAGUGAACGAAAAAAGAAAGAACUUCUCUGGCUACAAUUUUAUUAUUUAAACAAACGCAGUAUUUCGGCAAGUAGUUAUUUCCUUCCCUUACUCAGUGUUUGUUUACUUACAGAAGGCUAUUGGCUGCCAAAUUUACUCCAAAAAUGGCCAAUUUGAUAAAAAAAUAACAUGAUACAAAAAAAAACUUAAUAUGGUACUGCAGUCCAAUGUUGAUCCUUGGCCUUCCAAAGUCCUUGUAUGAACUAUUCUCGGUCAAGCCACGGUAUGGUUCUCCGAAUUGUAUCUGGGUUUUCCAGGUGAUCUUUUAUCUUCCACCUUCCUUUUCAGUAGGCGUUUGAAAAUUCCGUUUUCGUCCAUGGCCUCGAAUCUAAAUAUGAAUGGUGGAUUUUAGUUCGUCGUAUGACAGGUACAACUGGCUGUUUUAUCUCCGUUCUCACAGACUCUGGACUUUUUGCUCUUCGGCCUGUUUCAUUCUCUUAACUGCCUUUUAUCUAAUAGUCGCGGACAGGCUAUCAUCAAGGAGUUUCAACGAGUAACUUUUUCAUGUACACAAGAACGUGAACGGUCUAAUUGUGUACCUUUAUUAUACUAUAUACAAUAGAAGUUGGCAUUAGUCGAGUUUGUGCUGGAUGCAGCCGAACAUAAAAGUACAUCAAAGGAACAGCGUACGAACUUACUCUAAAGUGACCCAUAGACUUCCAACGUAGCUACAAAUCAAUGCAUUUAAAAUCUUCUGAUCUGUUUAAACUCUCCGAAAAUUUUUGCCUUCCUUGUUUCAAAACUCUUUAUCCAAAAUGUUUUCUUUGUCUUCCAAUUGAAGGAAUCAAUAACCACUUUUCCCUUCUUAAAUUACAAUCUCAACAGAUUUUUUUCUCCUAAAUCAAGAUAUUAAUAAAACAUCUCAGAAAUAUUUUCUACCUCUCUCAGCGCUCUUCUUUCUAAACUGAUACCUACGCAUAAUUUUCCUCCGCAAUCCCAGUAUAUUACAUUAGGCAAAUUUGCAGCUAUCGAAGUCGCGUGUCUGUAAUAGAAGUCGGCAAGCUAUAAUCGCAUCAGUAUUUCACAACAUUCAUAUAAGUGGAUGAAGUCUGUCUGACCCUCUUUAAUAAUCUAGACUCAACAUUCACCCAAACCCAGUCUGAGAUGCUUUGAUUCAGUGAAGUAGUUCUUCCAUAUAUUCCAUGGUUUGGAGCCUGGUCGCCCAACUUAACGACAAAGAUAUGACCUAAUCCAAGAAUCUGCGCAUAAAGACUGUGAACAAGAAAUGGUAAUCGUUAAAAAAAAGGUUUAGGUCAAUUAAGGAACUUGCUUUCUCCAGUUCAUUUUUUGUCCACGAUUCCUGGUGGAUGAUCAAACUGGAUUUGGAGCAGAAAAUCAAAUCAAAUCAAAUUUUAGUCCAAAUAACUUCGCAAUGUUCCCUUUUCUUUGUAAGGGAAUCAAAUAUACACUGUACGUCCUACAAGUUUCGACCAUAAGGUCUAAAAAGCCCUAAAAAAUUGGAAAAAAAAUCGUAACACAUAUUUUUGUUCAAAAUUGUGUCCAUUACAUAUUUUAAUUUUUCCAUUACCUUAGAAAAUGCAUAAUGGUUCCGGUUAAGUUCUAAUUUCAAUUCUGAAAAUGCGGACUGCAUUGUCCGGAGGUCGCAUAUGUGAAGAAUAGUGGAGCAACUAAGAGUUGUGACCUGUUUUUGCGCUAAGUUUGCUGAAAAAUUGGUAUACUGUGGGGCGGAUUAGUAUCGUUCAAAAGGAAGAAGCUUCGAUCGUUUCUAGAAUUCAGUGUGACAUGUGAAUUGCGUUGUGCGGUAGUUUUAGGUAUCCUCGUUUCCUCUUCUUCUCUUAGUCGACGGUCAUCCUUCAAAACUAAUGCUAUCCGAACGAUGUUGACUUCUAGUUUCGUUGUCAUUGAUCCCUCGCUUUUCCUUUGUAGAAUCCUUAAAACAAAUGACCAAAAGAACCAAACGACAGAGUAGAAUCAGUAUAUGUAGUCUCGAUCAUUUCAAACUUCUUCAUCACAGUCAAUCGUUUUUAACACAAAAUUUUAUAGUGGCUCUUUGUUUUUGCGUCUGUGUACUUUUCUCGAUCUCAUUAUGGGGAGGACCGCAUAAAAUACUUUAUGAGCAGUAGUUAUCCGCCUUUGGAUUUCGUGUUUUUUUCUUUCCCUCCUUCGAGAGACGGACUCCUAGGUAGACGAAUUGCUCCACCUUUUCGAAAUUAUGCUCUCAUCCAUUGCAAUUUCUGCAUACUUUCGAGGUUGCGUCGUGUAUUUCGUUUUGGAUCUAUUAAAGCUGAGCCCCGCUUCACUCGCUGCUGACUCGAACUACUCGAACACUUCCUUCGCCCGAAGGUCCACGUCGUUUGCGUGCGCGACCAGUUGUGCGGAAUCUAUCAGUAACUUACCUCUGGUUUCAACUGAGGUUACCUUUCUGACGAUCUAUUCGAGUUCUAAGUUAAAGAGAAUUGGGGGGUUAUUUGUCUCGACACUAUAGGAAAACUUUGUAUCCGUUCAUUUUGGAUUUUUACCUGCUCCUCGUUGUUAAUCAUUGUGGCUUUCACUAGCUGGACUAACUUCGGUGGGACUUUUAGCUUCAUCAUUAUUCUGCACAGAGCAUUGCGGUUUACACUAUCGUAUACUUGGCAUAAGUCAGUGAAUAGUUGUUGCACAUCGAUGUCAUAUUCCCACCUCUUUUCAAGCAUCUGUUUAACUGUGCAUAUCUGGUCCGUUGUUGAUCUGAAGCUACCUUGGUAUUCCCCGAUGAUGUUAUCUGUAUAUUCUGUCAGUCCUCGUUCCAUUAUAUUCACCAGCAUCUCGUGCUGCUGCAAUGUGAUCCUCUUUGUAAUUUCUGCAAUGCAGACGAACAUCCUUUUUGUACAUUGGACAAAUUACACUUUUCCUUCAGUCGCCAGGUAUUUGUUCGAUUAUCCAGAUUCAGCUGAUUAGUUUGUAGAUUCUACUGGUGAGCUCUGUUCCCUUUCUUUUAUGAGCUCGGUUGAAAUGCCAUCGAUUUCGAGAACUUUAUGUGAUUUUAAUUUAAACAAGGCUGGUUCUAUUUCGUACAAAGUCGGGGCUGUGGGCACGUUUUCUCCGUUUGGGUCAUUCGGAAUAACAAAGGGGUGGAAAUGUGUUAUCAUUGGGUUCAAGAAGGCUUGAAAAUACUAAACCAAUUUUGCUCUUAUUUGGGUCGUGUCGCUGAUGAUAUUGGCAUUCUGAUCUUUACAGAGAGUGGUUCGCGAUUUAAAACCUGUCCUCAUCUGUUUCACUGUAUUAAAUGCUACUUCGUUCUUCUUCAAGCUGUCGUCAAGUGUGACUGUUUUUGGCUAUUCGACAGCGGUACUUCCCUCUAAUCAGGAAAUGGUCCGAGUCACUGUUAGCACAUCGUAGCGUCCUCGUGACCAAUUUGUUUGAGCCAGCUCUUUUUUCGACGAGGACGUAUAGGAGCAGCAUUCCAUUCCACUUUUCGUUGAAAUUUCCCUUUCAGGACACGACAGAAUCCUCCCUCCUUUUAAGAACCUGAUCCUAGCUGAUUAUCAUAGAAAUCAAUCAAAUAAUAAAAAAAUAUGAGUCACCUUUGCUUUCGUCAGCUUUGAAAAGGGAAGAACAUUUAAUUUUUUCUUGACUUUGUAGGUCUCCCAUUAGCUGGAUUUUUAUCAGACAUGAACUGUUUAUGCUAAAAGAUAACUUGCGUAGUCAAUGUUCGCUAUAUGUUUGACUCCGUACCACUCUCACCUGAUGGUUAGUAAUAGUCAUAGUGUCUUUGCUCAUAUUUAGAUACUCAAGUUUAUUAUAUAAGAGGCUACCCCAUUCAAGAAUAACCUACGUUGCUUAUAAAUUCAGUAAUUAAGAAAUUGCAAAGAACUAGGCUCAGUUUAAUUUUAUCUUAUCUGUUUAAUUUGUAUCUUAUCUGUCACCAUAUUCGAGUAUAUGCGAAGAUUUUGAUCUGUUUUGUGAAAAAUUCGUCCUCGUGAUUCUGAUAAGUAUUACACGCAAUUGUAUUAAAGUUUCUCUAAUUUUUCACUGCAAUGUUGGAAAUGGAUUAAGUACGUAUUUUUUAUGCUUUUUUAUUAUAUUUUUUACGUAGCUUACUCAUGCCCGUUAACUAUUCUUAUGUAGCGCAGGGGAUAUCCACGUAAUCUCGGUUUUAUUGUUGAAUUGAGACUAUGGUUUAGUUUCAUCUCCAUAAUUUGUAUUGUUAGGCAAGGGAUAAGCCAGUACAGUAACUUACGUAAAUUAGAAUAUCGCAUAUUUCUUCUACUCUCUUAAAAUUGGCAAAAAGUCGAAAUAUCAAAGUGACAUUUUUAAAAUACUCAUGUAACAAACUCAUCAUUGGAAACUCUUCCGAUUAUCUCUUCGUUUAUAUAAUUCUGUGUAGCAUACGAAAAUUCAGAAAGCUUUAGAGAUCAAAAUAAAUAAACAACAAAUGACAAUGAAGAAGCAAAGCAAAAUGAAAAGAACCUUAAAAUAAAAUUAUAUAUUUAUAAAAGAAAUUCAAGUAUAGCAAUUAGGGAAAGUGCCGAGAUUGAUUGAAUCAAUCAAACAAUUGUAAUCAAGUAUACCAAUUUCGUUUACCAGUUUUUUUUAAAUAAACAAGAUUUUAGUAGCUUUAGAGUGUAAUGAUCUUAAUAUUAAUAACAAAUAAUAAAAUCUUAAGAAUAACUUAAAAAUGAUUAAUAAAUAAAGUUGAUAUAAGUUUCAAAUAUACAUAUAUAUAUAUUUUACUCUUCUAAUAUUAUUUACAUGCAUAACACGUGAGCAUUAUUAACGAAUUUCUUAAUUAUUAAUAAAUUGAUAUUAACAUUUGGUUUUGUCUAAAUGUAGAUUUUUAGUUAAGUAAAAAGAUUGAUAUAAUAUCCUUCCAUGUGUGUUUGAAACACCAACAAUCUCUUCUAUAUAUGUAUAUGGUAUAAUUAUUAAAAAAAAAUGAUUCUCAUUUCGGAAUUUUUCUCAUAGAUUUACGAUAGUUUUAUUAUUAUUACAUAUAUACAUAACACACCAAGAAAUUAAAUGCAAAAUGCUUGUUAUAAAAAGAAACAAUAAGUAUAAAAAAAAUAUACUAAAAAGGUGAAGAAGAACGCGAAAAUAAGGAAAAGAACAAUUCUAAUCUUAGAAAGUUGAAAAAAAAAGUUAAAAUAUAUUUUUUUAUUAAGAGAAAAAUACCUAGAUUUAAAACAAAAUAUAAAAAAAAUAGAAACGUGAAAGAUGAAAAAAUUAAACAGUAUUUUAUUUUUUUAAACUAAUUGAAAUUGUCCAAACAUCCGUUUUUUUCUUAUUUAUAUUAAAUAUUUAUGUAAGUAGUAAUUAAUAUCGUAAUAAUUUCAAACUUGUAUUUAUUGUGUAUUUCAUUUGCCUUUAGAUUGUUUGAAAAUUUUGUGAAAACGUGUUUAAUUGAUAUGUAUAUGCUAAAUUUCUGAAAGAGAUAAGAAAUAUUGAGAUUUAAGUUGAAACACUUGAACCAAGCGUACACGUUGAUACACAGAGAUUUUUUUUUGUCAAUUUAACUUUAGUGCAAUUCUUUUUUUUCAUUGUCAGACAAUUGAAUGCGUAUUUUUUUAAGCCAAAUCAGAAUCCCUUAGAUUAUUUUUUAACUGAGCAUAAUCAAAAGAAUUGCACAUAUUUUAAUUUGCAGCUAAACGCCUGAUCUUGAAUCUCAAAGUCAUUAUUUAUCGUGAAUUAGUCAACAAGUGUAAUAAAUUUACAAAUUCCCACAAAGCCACUUAACUUUCUUUGGUCUUGUAUCGAGGUAAUAGCCCAAGAUGUUGUAUUUGACAAGAACCUUUAACAAUAAUUCAAAACGAAAUUGGACUUUAAAGAAUGUCUCGUUUAAAACUGCAAAACUUGUUCCCUGAUUGACGAUGAAUGUCUCAUUGGCUGUAACGUAAUUCUGUCCACAGUUUAAAAAUAGAUCAUUAAACGGCAGCUUGUUCUUAAAUUUCAUGCACACCGACACACACACAUACACGCACUUUUACUUAACAUAAAAAAGUAGCAAUAUACAUAAUUGAAUCUUUUCUACCUUAAUACGCUAAUAAUAGUAAUAAAGAAUAACAAUAAACUAAAAAAAGAACAACGCAAAAUGAUAUCAUAAAGAAAUAUAAUUUAUUCUAAUUUUAUUAAUACGAACCUCUAAUAAGUUCUACUUUUUUCCAUAUCUACACAUAAACACAUACACACACAUAUACUAAUUUAUGGCAUUAUUUAAUUGAAUUUUAUUUUAAUGCAGGGAUUCGUACUUACACACAAGUUUUAUUAAUUUUUUUCUUUAGUAAUAAUACUGGCCUAGCAAAAGAUAUAAAAUACAAAUGGAAAGAUCAAAUAAACAUUAGUUAGUGUUUAGCCAGUGAAUGCUAUGCGUCCAAUUGUAUAAAAAUAAUACAUGAAAAAAAAAGCAAAACAACACAAUUACUUGCAUAGUAUAUACACGUUUUAAUUUUACGUAUGAUUGGAUAUGAACAAAAAAAAGCUCACCAGACCAGAUACCAGUAUAUAAUGACAGGGUUUUAAAUGAAAAGAAAAAAUGUUAUUAUUAACUAACUUUUUAUUAUUUAUGUAGAGUAUUAUGUAAAUUUUUUUGCUAUUUACUAAAAUAAUAUUUCUUUUGGAAAAGAA